ACUCUGGCCAGGGAGACGGACAAAAGGAGAGGCGUGGACACGGGACGCGAGGUAGACAGCGCCCGGCGUGACGUGGCGCGAGAGGGAGAGCGGAGAGGGGGGCUCACCAAACUGCAAAGUCUGUCUCCUGACUCCUCGCCGGCGUGCCGGAUCUCCUGUCUCUCUCGCGGUCGGCGGCCGCAUAGCCUCGUUCACUCGCACGACACAGGGCAGGGGGGCGAUGGGCUGCGCGACGUCCAAGCAGUUCAGCAGGAGCGCGCCGGCGCACGCGGAUCCGGCCGUGCUGGCGACCCAGACCUCAUUCACGGUGAACGAGGUGGAGGCGCUGUACGAGCUGUACAAGAAGCUGAGCUGCUCCAUCGUCAAAGACGGGCUCAUCCACAAGGUGGAGAUCGACCGACGACCCAUCUCGGACACAGGAGGAGGAAACUCAGUUCGUGUUUCGCCGUCACAGGUCUUCGAUCUGUUCGAUCUCAAGCGGAACGGAGUCAUCGAUUUCGAGGAGUUCGUGCGGUCGCUCAGUGUGUUCCACCCUAAAGCAGAUACGUCGGAGAAGACGGCGUUCGCUUUCAAGCUGUAUGAUCUGAGGGGAACAGGCUACAUCGAGAAAGAAGAGCUCAGAGAGAUGGUCUUGGCGCUGCUUGAUGAGUCCGACCUCUGCCUUUCAGACAGCACCGUCGAGACGAUCGUCGAUAACACGUUCAGCCAAGCGGACUCGAACGGAGAUGGCAGGAUAGAUCCUGAAGAAUGGGAGGAGUUCGUGAAGAAGAACCCGGCAACGUUAAGGAACAUGACUCUCCCCUAUCUGCAGGACAUCACCAUGUCAUUUCCGAGCUUCAUAAUGCGUUCAGAAGCCAGUGACUGAAAUGUUUGCGUACAUCUGCGUGUAAGGAAGCACCGUUCCAUCAGCUCUGCUGUUUGUUGGAGCCUACAGCUUAGUCCAUGGCACGAGGCACCGGAGAAAGUUCAGAAUGUAGCAGCAACGGCCAGCAGAGUGCAUGAGGGUUGCUGCCAUAGCUGCAGGCUGCAGCCAAACAAAAUGAUGACCAAAGAUUCAUCUAGUGUCAGCUUCAGGGUUCAGAUGGUAUACCAGCCAACAAUUUUCUUUCUCGGUAUCUAAACACCGUGGAUGUUGCGUUUAAAAAAAUUGUUGCAGAGGAUCAACAAGUCUGUUCAUCGAAGCAGUGCCUGAGUUUAGAAUCAGAAGCUAACUGUCUAUUGCUGAGAUGCUUUCGUCUAAAUCUUGCGUGUAGUUGUAACUGCAAGGAAAGAAUAACUUGUGGAGAGUUGGAUUUGUUGAUGAACCUUAGUAGUUCUUGACUUGGUUAGUUGUUUCCACAUUUCUUCGCAGUGCCAGUGCGUGCACUUGUAACUUGCAAAUUCUUCUCAAUCCACCCCUAAUCGAAGGGUGGAUCCAGUUCCGCAUGUAAUGAGGCAAUAUCAUCAAUAGUUUAUGCUUCGUUUAUCGCA
Messenger RNA from Zea mays, 1470 nucleotides. RefSeq lists its product as uncharacterized. Gene Ontology annotation, molecular function: calcium ion binding; kinase binding. The transcript has 7 exons. Gene Ontology annotation, biological process: calcium-mediated signaling. NCBI's taxonomy places the organism in Eukaryota, Viridiplantae, Streptophyta, Magnoliopsida, Poales, Poaceae. The record is from RefSeq and is a predicted model, not a curated record. The coding region runs from base 221 to 865 and encodes 214 amino acids.